Molecule: messenger RNA, 1095 nt
Organism: Hordeum vulgare subsp. vulgare (domesticated barley)
Lineage: Eukaryota; Viridiplantae; Streptophyta; Magnoliopsida; Poales; Poaceae
Exons: 4
Coding region: 1-1095 (364 amino acids)
Cellular component (GO): plasma membrane
Molecular function (GO): ligand-gated monoatomic ion channel activity; signaling receptor activity
Source: RefSeq, a predicted model, not a curated record
AUGCUCGCGAUCGCUUUGCUUGUUAUGCUCACGCUCUCAAACGCAUCGGCGGCGGCAACAGCGACUGUGCCGUUGCCGGUGCGAGCUGGCGUCCAGGAUCCGGCAGGCGACGCGAGCAUUUCCAUGGCUCCGGAGGGGCUGGACCGGCUUCCCGGGGGCUCUCCAGGAGACGCUACAACGGCUGAAAUUGAGAGAAUGAAUGCCAGAAUAUUAUCGACAAGGGACGCAGGAGCUUUGGGCAGAGGUUCUGCAAAGAAAAUCAAGAUUGGCGUGCCUAACAAACAGGAUUUUAAAGCUUUUGUGAAUGCGACCAGUCAAAAAGUCACUGGUUACAGCAUCGAUGUCUUUGACGCUGCUCUGAAGAAUAUACCUCUUGAUCUAGAUUACGAGCUCAUCGUCUUUAACGGUUCUUAUGACCAACUAGUACACAAUGUGUCCUCAGGGAUUUUGGAUGCAGCAGUUGGUGACAUAACAAUAACCGCUGAGCGAGCUGUUCACGUGGACUUCACGAUGCCAUACACCGAGUCGGGCGUGUCAUUGCUUGUGCUCACCGAGAAUGACUCCAAGUCGACAAUUGAAUGGGUCUUCUUAAAGCCACUGACAACGCAACUUUGGUUAGCAACUGUGGGCGGCUUCCUUUUCACUGGACUAGUUGUGUGGAUGAUUGAGCGGCCUAAAAACCUGGAGUACCAGGGAUCGAGUUCGAGACAGUUCAGCACCGCUCUGUACUUUUCUUUCUCUACCUUGACAUUUUCUCAUGCUCUCACGCUGUUGAUAAGGAUUGCAAAGUCAGUCCAUGCCAAGUACACCAAAGUAAGAGAUUCUGAUAUGCAGAAUGCCGAUGGGGGUGGAGGAAGUGAAGGCCACGGAGGAUCUGGCCCUCUGCAGAACGACAUGGGUAACUGGUCUACGACUGAGCAACCCAAUCAUGAAGCCAGAAAUGAGGAUCCUCCGGGUGUUAAUGGGAUCGGAGAAAGUCCUGGUGAUGUAGAGCCCAAUGACUCUGCCCGAACACGCCAUCCUAAUCGAGAUGAACGGCCGACGAGAUGCCAACAAUUGUUCUGCAUAGCGCGCAUCAGGAGAAAUGAAAAAUGA